AUGGGCAAGUCAAGCAAGAAAUCCGCCACCAAGGCACCAAAAGCUAAGGCUGUCCCUGCUGCUGUGAAGUCAGCUGCUGCAAAGAAGCCAUCUGAUUCUGAUAGCUCAGAGGAGUCUGAAGAUGAUGAGGAUACCAAGGCUACUGUAACUGCAGUGUCUAAGUCAGCUCCUCUUGCCAAAAAGACUGAGGAUGAUGAUGAAGAUAGCAGUGAAGAAGAUGAUAGCAGCUCUGAUGAAGAUGAUGAUAAGAUGAAUGUUGACAAGGAUAGCAGUUCUGAGGAAAGUGACAGUGAAGCGGAGAGUGAGGAUGAACCAGCCGAAACACCUCAAAAAAAGACUAAAGAUGUGGAGAUGAUUGAUGCUGACAAAUCUUCAAAGAAAGCUCCUGCUACCCCAGCUACACCAAAUGAAAAUGGAAGGGAUGGCGGUAGAAGGGGUGGCCGUUUUGGAUUCAAUAAACCAAGUAUUGUUUCAGGAGGUAUAGUUUUCUUCUAA
This is a messenger RNA of Vicia faba (fava bean), 495 nucleotides long. The record is from the annotation of a GenBank genome assembly. NCBI's taxonomy places the organism in Eukaryota, Viridiplantae, Streptophyta, Magnoliopsida, Fabales, Fabaceae.